AUGUUACAAUCCUGCAUCUACUAUCUUUUUCUCCGAAUUGUUUCCACCGACGCUGAGCUUGAAAGAGAGCGUUUCGCUCGAUAUGCUUCAUCAUUCUGGUCACACCAUUUCGCUCGUCUCGCCACUAUUCAAGAAGGAUUGGAGGUAUUUAAUGUGAUUUUGGAUAUAGCCAUACGCAGUGGUGCUGGUCCCUGUCAAAACGCUCAGAAGUGGUGUGUUAUUCACGACCUUGUCGUUCAUUUAGAUCAUUGGCGAUUAUGUCUGUCCACUGACAGUAGUUCAGACGACAACAUUAUUUCAGACGACGAAGAUGUAGAUCUAUCGGUUGCUACAUCCAAUCCCAUUUCACAGCAGACUGGAAAGACCGGACACGGCUAUCUUCAUCCUAAGAUCAUUGACAACGGGUUGAAUGCGCUUAUUAUCAGUUUGCUGCUUGACCAGGGAAUUGAUGUCAAAGCGACUGAUCGCUCGGGGAGGACACUUCUACACUAUGCAUAUACUUUUGGAUCGCUGUGGCUGGUGUCAACGUUGCUCAAUUAUGGCCUUGAUGCCUCUGCGCUAGACAACGAACACAACACACCUUUGCAUUCUCUCGCCAAACAUUCUCUUCCCUUCAGAGACGAAGGAGAAUCCUUCAGAGACGAAGAAGAAUUAGGAAUUAGAGCCGAAGGGGACCGCCUAAUGGUCUACCCAUCAACAAAUAAUCCCAAAGCAAUCAUAAACGUCCUUCGUUCCCACGGCGUCAAUCUUGAUGCUGUUGACGGUAACGGGAGAACAGCGCUUAAUGACAUGAUCAGGCGGCCAACAUACUGCGAUGGAUUUGGAUCCGGAUUAAUCACAGCAUUGAAAAACAGUGGAAGGGAUGAAUAUGCUUCAGAUGCUGACAUCUUUGAUAGUGAUGAAGAGGAUUUCUAA
This is a messenger RNA of Fusarium venenatum, 915 nucleotides long. Its product is annotated as ankyrin repeat-containing domain protein. The record is from RefSeq and is a predicted model, not a curated record. Lineage: Eukaryota; Fungi; Ascomycota; Sordariomycetes; Hypocreales; Nectriaceae. Gene Ontology annotation, molecular function: protein binding.